AUGCCAGGCCUACCGUCAAGCGUGGACCUCGAUGAGUGCAUCUCGCGACUUUCGAAGAAGGAACUAUUAGCCGAGUCUGUGGUGGAGGCGAUAUGUGCCAAAACGAAGGAGCUGCUCAUGAAGGAGAGCAAUGUGGUACACAUCAGAGCGCCUGUCACUGUUGUCGGCGACAUUCACGGCCAAUUUUUUGAUAUGAUGGAGAUUUUCAAGAUUGGCGGGCCCUGUCCGGACACGAAUUAUCUUUUUUUGGGAGACUACGUGGACCGCGGUCUCUUCUCUGUCGAGACCAUCUCUUUACUAGUCUGUCUCAAGUUGCGCUACCCUCACCGAGUACACCUCAUCCGUGGCAACCACGAGUCCCGCGGCGUAACACAAUCGUACGGCUUCUACACCGAGUGCUCUCGAAAGUACGGCAACGCAAGCGUUUGGCACUACUUCACCGACAUGUUCGAUUUCCUCACAUUAUCCGUCGUGAUCAACGACCAGAUAUUCUGUGUCCAUGGUGGUCUUUCCCCCUCUAUCCACUCUAUCGACCAGAUUAAGAUCAUCGACCGCUUUCGUGAGAUACCCCACGAAGGACCCAUGGCCGAUCUUGUCUGGAGCGACCCUGAUCCUGAACGAGACGAGUUCUCACUCAGCCCCAGAGGGGCGGGGUAUACGUUUGGUGCACAAGUGGUUAAGAAGUUUUUGGAGGUCAACGCCAUGUCGCACAUCCUGCGAGCACACCAGCUCUGUCAGGAAGGCUUCCAAGUCCUCUAUGAUGACAGACUCAGUACCGUUUGGAGUGCACCGAAUUACUGUUAUCGAUGUGGCAAUAUGGCCAGUGUCUUGGAGGUCAGCGAUACGGGUGAACGCUUUUUCAACGUCUUCGACGCAAGUCCAGAUAACGACGUUCACCGAGCCGAGCAGCAGCAGCAACAAGGGAAAGAGGUGACGACCGAGUACUUCCUAUGA
Molecule: messenger RNA, 954 nt
Organism: Plenodomus lingam JN3
Lineage: Eukaryota; Fungi; Ascomycota; Dothideomycetes; Pleosporales; Leptosphaeriaceae
Cellular component (GO): FAR/SIP/STRIPAK complex
Molecular function (GO): protein serine/threonine phosphatase activity
Source: RefSeq, a predicted model, not a curated record